CAUUCUGCAAAAGACGCGAUAGAAUGUCUCGAUUUUGCUUUGUGCUACUUCUUUUACCAGUUCUUGCAAGAGCGGGAAAUAUCCUUCACUAUCCGUGUGUGAACUCUUAUUCUGAACCUAGACCUCUUGUGCCAAAUUGGAUAUGGGUUGAGGGAUGUGAUAAGACGGCUUGUUCUGUACCCAACGGAUCAAGCCGUACCUUACGAACAGGAUUCAAUUCACCGACAACGCAUUAUAGUCUUAAAGGAACUCUGAGGACCUUUCUCUUUGGUAUAGAAUUCGAAAUAGAGCAGCCGGAAGAACUGAAGAAUCUCUGUGAACAUGUCAUCGGAGGCUGUCCUAUUCUCCAAGGUUCAGGGGAAAGGAUCGGUGAACUUACAAUAGAGGCCAAAUCACCUGUUUCUGGUGUCACAGUUAGAGUAGAAGUAUCUGUAAUAGAUGCAGAUACCAAUGCUGUAGUCGCAUGUGCAGGUGGAGAUGUAUCAAUCAUUUAGUUUAAAUUAAGCACAUAUGUAGGUGCUAAAUUUUAA
This is a messenger RNA of Phlebotomus papatasi, 530 nucleotides long. RefSeq lists its product as uncharacterized. Lineage: Eukaryota; Metazoa; Arthropoda; Insecta; Diptera; Psychodidae. The record is from RefSeq and is a predicted model, not a curated record. The coding region runs from base 24 to 494 and encodes 156 amino acids. The transcript has 3 exons.